Messenger RNA from Seminavis robusta, 1656 nucleotides. The record is from the annotation of a GenBank genome assembly. Lineage: Eukaryota; Bacillariophyta; Bacillariophyceae; Naviculales; Naviculaceae.
AUGCGCACAGGAAAUUCCACCAAGUCCGCCAUGUCCGCCAUGUCAGGGAUGGGCACGACUGCAAACAGCACAGGGCAAAGGAUGGGAAUGAUGGGCAUGAUGGGCAUGGACAUGGGAAUGUCGAGUAUGAAAAUGGGGAUGUCGAGCAUGAGUACGAAAAUGUCAAUGAUGGGGAUGUCUAGCAUGAGCAACAAGAUGUCAAUGAUGGGAAUGUCAAUGAUGGGAAUGCCCAUAAUGUCAACCCCAAGGCCUACUCGCAGACCAACAAAUCGCCCAACCAAUCCACCAACUCCAAUCCCGACUGGAGCCCCAAGCAUAAGCACUCCAACUGCAACACCUACGACUGUGGCUCCCAAAAGUCCAAAUGCAGCUCCCACUGUCUCACCAGUAACUACGCCAUUUCCAUCCACUAGACCUCCUUCUACCAUUGCUCCCUCAGCAGCUGCAACGCCUGCACCCACAGUGCCAGUAUCUACUCUUGUUCCCUCUACUUCUACUCCCACCACAACAGCAACUACCCUUGGUCCAACUGUGGCUGGGACAACACCAACUCCCACAGUGCCAGGAACAACAAGCCCUACCCAACCAGGAUCCACGACGGCUCCCACUGCAGCAGGCUUUACUAAUGCUCCCACCACAGCAACAACCACCAUUGGCCCAACUGUGGGUGGGACAACAGCAACUCCUACAGCACCAGGAACACCAAGUCCCACAAUUCCAGGAUCUACUUUAGCACCCACCCCACUGGCUUCUACAAGUGCUCCCACCACAGCAGCAAUUACAGUUGGUCCAACUGUGGGUGGGACAACAGCAACUCCUACAGCACCAGGAACACCAAGUCCCACAAUUCCAGGAUCUACUCCAGCUCCAACUGUAGCAGGAUCUACUGCUGCUCCAACUGUAACAGGAUCUACUUCUACUCCCACUGCAGGGGUGACAACACUUCGCCUAGCUGUACCUGGGACUACACCCGCUCCCACUGUGCCUGGAACACCAAGCCCUACAAUUUCAGGAACCACAACUGCCCCUACAAUUUCAGUUUCUACUACUCGCCCCACCACAGCAGCAGCAGCUACACUUGCUCUUCCUGCUACUGGAACACCAUCUGCAACCACUGCAGGCAUUCAAGCAACCACAACAACAUUGCCCACAGCAGGAGCAGAAACUGUCCGAUCUUUUGAAAAUGGGUUCCCAGAAACCAUAAGAUUGGAUGAUGUUGGAACCACUUCUGCUGACAGGAGCACACGUGUCUUUCCAAUAACAAGCAGGUUAUCCUUCCAGUUCUUUCCAAACACAGGAAGAGAACCUAACAUCAAAGAAAUCAGUGCAAUGGUUCACCAAACUGUUUCCUUUUUUACACAAGAGUUCCAAAGCAAUCCCACAUUUGAAUCCAUGUUCAAAGGGUUGAAGCUUACCAAACUGAUUCCGAAGUACAGUGCUGAUGACGAUCCUGACAAGUUUACUCUGGAGUUUGUAGCACUGAUUGGUCUGGAUGCCCCCAAGUCACGAGAGGUGUCAGAUGAAAUGGUAUCCAAAGCAAUGGGCGAAGCUGAUUAUGAAACCUACAUUCACAGCUACGUUAGGGAGACGGGAUCAUGGAGCGAGUUCUACCAAACUUUUGCAGUUCAUUUUGCUGGUGUCAUUCAUGCGGGCUAG